Messenger RNA from Conger conger (European conger), 2861 nucleotides. Its product is annotated as zinc finger E-box-binding homeobox 1-like. NCBI's taxonomy places the organism in Eukaryota, Metazoa, Chordata, Actinopteri, Anguilliformes, Congridae. The transcript is spliced from 8 exons. Gene Ontology annotation, biological process: anatomical structure development; regulation of transcription by RNA polymerase II. Gene Ontology annotation, molecular function: RNA polymerase II cis-regulatory region sequence-specific DNA binding; DNA-binding transcription factor activity, RNA polymerase II-specific. The record is from RefSeq and is a predicted model, not a curated record. The coding region runs from base 405 to 2861 and encodes 818 amino acids.
CUCAUUGCCAGAAUGUCAAAUCGCGGCUUAAGAUAAUUUGACUUGUGCUUUCAUGUAUUUCGUGGCUAUCUGAUUCCUUAAAACAUAAAAAAAACAUAAUCUGUUGCUCCUGAACACUUGGCCAAGGCAGACUGACGUGGCAAAAGUUGAGCUCUUAAGAAACCAAGCAAGUGGAUGUAGAGAAGCUGACAGCUCUGGGUUCAGAGGGGGAAGGUGAGGGUGUGGCUUGGGGCGCAGAGACCAAUGACAUCCAGGACAAAGGCAGCCUGACAGCCAGUGAGGGCACAGAGCCGGGAAGCCCCGCCCACUGCGCCACCUUCCAGAGCCUGAGUCCCACCCUGGUGUGGCCGCGGGGGCCCCAGAACGCAGGCCCCCCCGCGGAGAGAGAGGGCCCCAGGGAUGAGAUGAUGAUCUAUGGUCAGGGGAGUGACCCCAGGGCUCCAGAGGACCUGGCUCAUUACGAGUUCCUGAUGCAGCUCCGCCAGGCCUCGAACCCGGGGCCCCAACGACACGCCAACAACGGAACCAUGGGCGUUUAUCACCCAGACCUCCCCACCCGUGAGGACACGCCCCUGCCCUGCUGGUCGCCAGAGAAACAGGGCUCAUCUGACGGGCAAGACCCCGAGGCCCUGAGGCCUGUGCUGGCGUGCCCGUUCUGCCAGCGCACCUACCAGCGAGACGCUGCCCUGCGUGAACACAUCCGCUUCUGCCAGGAGAGGGAGGGCAGCAGCCGCCUCGUCUGCCCCCUGUGCAGCUACAGCGCCCCCUACAGGGCUCAGAUGGACAAGCACAUGGCCAUGCACAGCCUAGCACCGAACAAGCAUCCGACCAUGUUCGACCUCACUUCGGAAAACAGGAAGUUCAAAUGCCUGCAGUGCGGAAAAGCCUUCAAAUACAAACACCAUCUAAAAGAGCACCUCCGCAUCCAUAGCGGUGAGAAACCGUACGAGUGUGCCACGUGCAGGAAGCGCUUCUCACACUCAGGCUCGUACAGCUCCCACCUGAGCAGCAGGAAGUGUGUGAGCGGGGCGGCGAUGAACGGACAGGUGUACGGCACGUCCUUCCAUGGCUCCUCUCCAGGCUCGCCCCCUAGUGGCCACGGGCGGAACAGCGGGAAGGGCUCCCCGUACGCCUUCCCCAGCCCCGGGGCCCACGCGGACCGGGCCCCGGGGGGGCAGCCAGAGCAGGGGGACCCCAGCCCCGAGUUUUACCAAGCCGACCUGUUCAAGUUCCCUGGCCUGCUGCCUCUCCUGGGCAGCACAGACAGGUUUGGGUACGUCCUGCAGGAGAUGCUGAGGAGGGGCGGGGCUCACAGGGAGGGGGCGGAGCCUGCAGGCGGGGGCGGGGUCACGUGCCGCUGGUGCGCGCAGCUCUUCCCGAGCCGCGCGGUUUUGGCACAGCACGAGCGCUACCUUUGCAGGUUGAACCGGGACCCUGUGCAGGGCCUGGAGCCCUCACCGCCGGGCUGGGGACGGGACGCGGGCCCCCAGGGGCCCCACAAGGCCAACGGCUUCGGCAGAGAGAGGUCUCCCAUUCGCCGGUCCUCCUGGCCCCCCCUCCUCCCCCUGCCCAACUCCCUGGGACCACGCCCACUCUGUUCCCCCCAGCAAAGCCCCGCCCACCACCCCGCCAGCCCAACCUCUCCGUCCUUCCCGGACCAGAGGAGGCACGGGACGCCCCGGAGGUUGGGUUCACCCCUCUGCCUCGACCUGUCGGCCCCCGUUCACGCCCCUGCCUCAUCACCCCCAAACCGCCUCACCCCCCCCAGCAGGACCCCCGGCUCAGCCGACUCCCAGAAUGAGCCCUUGGACCUCUCCCUGCCCAAGCCCCGCUGGGUCGCCGGGGACAACAGGCCCUGCAACGGACUGUCUCCACCCGGCGACAGCAGACAGACCCUGCUGUCCAACCAGCAGCCAGCGGCCUACGCCGGGACAGCCCUGUUCAGCCCCGCCCUCUACAGCGCCCUCCCCCUCUUCAGUCCCAUCAUGCCCCCAGGCCCCCAUCCAGACAGCCUCUCCCCCCUGUCCCUCAACCCCCUCACCCACAACCGCGCCCCCUUCCUGCCUCCACUGCCCUACAUGAUGGAGUCCGACACAGACUCCUUCCUCAAGAGGAUCCAUCAGGAACAGCAGAGCUUAAUGAGCGAGGCGAUGGGCCGUGGUUGCCUGGACUACCUGUCGCUGAUGGACGAGGGAGCGGAUGGGGAGGGGGGCCUGGGGAGAAAGAGGCUGAAGAAAACCGACGAGGGCCUGUAUGCCUGUGACAUCUGUGACAAGACCUUCCAGAAGAGCAGCUCCCUGCUGCGCCACAAGUACGAGCACACAGGGAAGCGUCCCCAUGAGUGUAAGAUCUGCAGGAAGGCCUUUAAGCACAAGCAUCACCUGAUCGAACACAGCCGGCUGCACUCCGGGGAGAAGCCCUACCAGUGCGACAAGUGCGGCAAGCGCUUCUCCCACUCCGGCUCCUACUCCCAGCACAUGAACCACCGCUACGCCUACUGCAGCCGUGAGCAGGACCCCGGCAACCACCCCGGCAACGGCCUUGGGGAUGGCGCGACCCUCCUCUGCCAGGGGCAGGGCCUGGAGGCGGUGCUUGGCAGGGCCAGCUUCCUCAGUGAGUCCAGCCUGGAUGGGGGGCUGAGGGAGGAAGAGGAGGAGGAGGAGGAGGAGGAGGAGGAGGAGCAGGUUGUGAGGGGGGUGGAGUUGGGUGCCUUGAUGGACAGGUCGGUCAGCAGCGAGGAUGGUAGUGGCGUGGAGCUGGGGGCGGAGCCUGAAGCUGGGGGGCGGGCCGGAGCAGGGGAGGGAGGACCCCAGUCCGAAGGGGUGCAGGAGUGUGAUGACGGAGACCACAGCACAGGCUAA